Molecule: messenger RNA, 678 nt
Organism: Malassezia restricta
Lineage: Eukaryota; Fungi; Basidiomycota; Malasseziomycetes; Malasseziales; Malasseziaceae
Product: vesicle transport protein SEC22
Exons: 3
Coding region: 1-678 (225 amino acids)
Biological process (GO): endoplasmic reticulum to Golgi vesicle-mediated transport; retrograde vesicle-mediated transport, Golgi to endoplasmic reticulum; vesicle fusion with Golgi apparatus
Cellular component (GO): Golgi membrane; endoplasmic reticulum-Golgi intermediate compartment; ER to Golgi transport vesicle membrane
Molecular function (GO): SNAP receptor activity
Source: RefSeq, a predicted model, not a curated record
AUGGUCUUGUCGACGCACAUUGCGCGUGUGUCGGAUUCGCUGCCGCUCGCACAGAGUGUGGACGAUGUGCAGGGCCCUGAUCUGACGCAGUACAAGCAGCAAGCUAAGCUCAUUUUCCGAAAACUGACGCCGUCGUCUGAGACGCGAUGCAGCAUCGAUAGUGGCCCCAUGUCGCUGCACUACCUCGUGCACCCGCCGCCCAGUGACCCGUCGUCGGUAGUGUAUCUGACCAUUACAGAGGCCUCAUAUCCACGCAAGCUGGCGUUCUCGUACCUCGAUGAGCUCGCGCGUGAAUUCGAGAUGAGCUAUGGCCGACAGAUCCUGCAGCGCACGCUACGUCCGUACGCUUUCGUCGCGUUUGAUACAUUCAUGCAGCGCACGAAGCGGCUGUAUGCGGAUAGUCGCACGGCCGAGUCGACGGCUGGCUCCCAUCUCGACAAGCUCAACGAGGAUCUGCAGGAUGUGCAAAAGAUCAUGACAAAGAACAUGGAAGACUUGUUAUGGCGUGGUGAUAGUCUUGAUCACAUGUCGACGCUCUCCUCGUCGCUGCGUGACGAGUCGCUCAAGUACCGCCGCGCGGCGCGAAAAAUCAACGUCGAUGCUAUGAUUCGCAAAUACGCUCCGAUCGGCGCGCUGGUGCUCCUCUUUCUCUUUAUUCUCUACGUCAAGUUUGGUUAG